AUGCAGUGGAUGCUGACUCCAGGUCACCGCAAGCUGUUCGCUCCCGACCCCAACGCCAAAAACACAGAGAUCUGUGUGAUCAGUGAGGCUGAGGAUCUCAGUGCGUCAGUAGAUGUUCAGGAUGUUUACACCAAGAUCAAAUGUAAAGUGGGCAGCUUCAACAUGGACCAGUACCAGACCAGUCCAGAGGAGAGGUCUGGUCUUGCAGUGGGCCGCUGUGGAGGGGUUGUCCUGUCUUGUACUGAUAAGCUGAACAGACGUACGGUGUUGGUCCGACCAGUCAGCAAACAGGACUCCUUCAGCCACCUCUCUGGCUUCGUACCGCCUACAGCAGCCAAGGUCCUGGAGGUUUCCUCCCACCAGCAGCACGGAUUCCUGUCCAUCACAUACACCCAGAUCACGCGGGGAACCAGCGGCUGA
Molecule: messenger RNA, 420 nt
Organism: Oncorhynchus keta (chum salmon)
Lineage: Eukaryota; Metazoa; Chordata; Actinopteri; Salmoniformes; Salmonidae
Product: intermembrane lipid transfer protein VPS13B-like
Exons: 5
Coding region: 1-420 (139 amino acids)
Source: RefSeq, a predicted model, not a curated record